AUGACUCUAGCAGAUCUGCAAUACAAGUCACUAAUCAAGCCCGACAUUGAAGAAAAUCAUGUUCCUACUAUACCACCGGAAUCGACCUCAAGAAACAUAUUAGAUAAGUUUUCUUUGAAAAACAAGGUAUCCGUUAUUACUGGGGCAGCAGGGGAUAUAGGAGGUGCAAUUGCCGAAGGUUUUGCACAAGCUGGAAGUGAUAUUGUAAUUUUGGAUUAUAAGUUUAAUCCUGGCAUCAGCGAAAGAUUAUCUAAAACAUACGGUAUUAAAUCAAAAUCCUAUCAAGUUGAUGUUUCGAAAUGCGAAGAGGUCAAGGCUACAAUCAAGCAGAUUGAAGAAGAUUUCGGCACCAUUGACGUUUUCAUUGCCAAUGCGGGUAUCGCUUGGAAUAGAGGUUCAAUUCUAAACCAGGAUAGUACUCCAGAAGAAUGGGCAAGAGUUUACGAAGUCGAUGUUCAUGGGGUUUUUUACUGUGCCAAAUAUGCUGGAGAGAUUUUUAAAAAGAACGGGAAAGGAUCAUUCAUCAUCACUGCAUCAAUUUCGGCUCAUAUUGUAAAUGUGCCCAACUACCAGACUUGUUAUAAUUCUGCCAAAGCUGCAGUUUUACAUAUGGGUAAGUGUUUAGCGGUAGAAUUUGCAGGCUUCGCAAGAGUCAACACUGUUUCUCCUGGGUAUACAAAUACAUCAUUAUCUGACCCAGUUCCCACCCAUGAAAGGGCCAAAUGGUGGGGAUUAACUCCACUAGGUAGAGAAGCACUUCCCGAAGAAUUGGUUGGGGCUUACUUAUACCUAGCAAGCGAUGCUUCUUCCUUUACUACCGGAACUGAUAUUCGAGUAGAUGGGGGAUAUUGCGCUAUCUAG
Molecule: messenger RNA, 861 nt
Organism: Debaryomyces hansenii CBS767
Lineage: Eukaryota; Fungi; Ascomycota; Pichiomycetes; Serinales; Debaryomycetaceae
Exons: 1
Coding region: 1-861 (286 amino acids)
Cellular component (GO): intracellular anatomical structure
Molecular function (GO): oxidoreductase activity, acting on NAD(P)H, oxygen as acceptor
Source: RefSeq, a predicted model, not a curated record